Cygnus atratus (black swan) is the source of this 1692-nucleotide messenger RNA. RefSeq names its product ALK receptor tyrosine kinase (gene ALK). The coding region runs from base 28 to 1692 and encodes 554 amino acids. The transcript has 10 exons. Gene Ontology annotation, biological process: positive regulation of kinase activity; multicellular organism development; protein phosphorylation. Gene Ontology annotation, molecular function: transmembrane receptor protein tyrosine kinase activity; ATP binding. The record is from RefSeq and is a predicted model, not a curated record. Gene Ontology annotation, cellular component: signaling receptor complex; membrane. NCBI's taxonomy places the organism in Eukaryota, Metazoa, Chordata, Aves, Anseriformes, Anatidae.
CGUCGGAAGCACCAGGAACUACAAGCCAUGCAGAUGGAGUUACAGAGCCCAGAAUAUAAACUAAGCAAACUGCGUACCUCCACUAUUAUGACAGACUAUAAUCCCAACUACUGCUUUGCAGGAAAGACCACAUCCAUUAGCGACCUCAAAGAGGUGCCUCGCAAAAACAUCUCCCUCAUCCGGGGUUUGGGCCACGGAGCCUUUGGUGAGGUAUAUGAAGGUCAGGUGGCAGGGAUCCCCAGCGACCCCACUCCCUUGCAGGUGGCUGUGAAAACAUUGCCAGAAGUGUGUUCGGAGCAAGAUGAGCUGGACUUCCUCAUGGAAGCUCUCAUUAUUAGCAAGUUCAAUCAUCAGAAUAUUGUGCGCUGUAUUGGAGUGAGCUUGCAGGCACUGCCCCGUUUCAUCCUGCUAGAGCUUAUGGCUGGAGGUGACCUGAAAUCGUUCCUGAGAGAGACACGGCCUAGACCGAAUCAGCCUUCCUCCCUCUCCAUGCUGGACUUGCUCCAUGUGGCUCAUGACAUUGCUUGUGGGUGUCAGUACCUGGAGGAGAACCACUUCAUUCACAGGGAUAUUGCUGCCAGGAACUGCCUCCUUACCUGUCGAGGGCCUGGAAGAGUGGCUAAAAUCGGAGACUUUGGCAUGGCCCGGGAUAUAUACAGAGCCAGCUACUAUCGAAAGGGUGGGUGUGCAAUGUUGCCUGUCAAAUGGAUGCCUCCCGAGGCUUUCAUGGAAGGGAUAUUUACAUCAAAAACAGACACAUGGUCCUUUGGUGUACUGCUCUGGGAGAUAUUCUCUUUGGGAUACAUGCCCUACCCUAGCAAAAGUAACCAAGAGGUUCUGGAAUUUGUAACCAACGGAGGAAGGAUGGAUCCACCUAAAAACUGCCCUGGCCCUGUGUAUCGCAUUAUGACCCAGUGCUGGCAGCACCAGCCUGAAGACAGGCCAAACUUUGCCAUAAUACUGGAGAGGAUCGAGUACUGCACUCAGGAUCCAGAUGUCAUCAACACUGCUUUGCCAGUAGAAUAUGGCCCAUCAGUUGAAGAGGAAGAGAAGGUAGCGAUACACCCAGAAGACCCAGAAGGAAUUCCUCCUCUCUUGGUUUCUGCACACCAAGACAGAAAAGAUGACAAGCAAACUCUGCCAUCUCCACCACCCCUGCCAUCAGCCAUCACUGCUGGAAAAGCUCUAGGGAAAGUGGGAGCCUUGGAACCGCCAGUCCCUGGGAAGGUGCAGUCAGCUUCAGCUGGGGGACAUAUCAACAUGGCCUACACCCAGUCCAACCCCCCUUCUGAGCUACACAAAGGCCGGGGCUCCAGAAACAAGCCCACCAACCUCUGGAAUCCAACCUAUGGUUCCUGGUUUGCGGAGAAGCAGGCCAGCAGAAACAAUCCUCUGCUCGAGAAAGAGACGCCUGAGAGGGAGAAUUUGGGACAUGAAGGAAACUGUACUGUGGGGCCCAACAUUGUGACUGGCAGGCUACCAGGCUCCUCCCUGCUAUUAGAGCCAUCUUCCCUAACAGCAAGUGUUAAAGAAGUGCCUCUCUUUAGGCUCCGUCACUUCCCCUGUGGGAAUGUCAACUAUGGAUACCAACAGCAGGGCUUACCUUUGGAAGCAUCCACGCCACCUUGUGCUAACAGUUACGAGGACCCCACCCUUAGAAACAAGAGCCACAUAACCCAGCAUGGGCCUUGA